Messenger RNA from Colias croceus (clouded yellow), 1912 nucleotides. RefSeq lists its product as uncharacterized. The transcript has 12 exons. Gene Ontology annotation, cellular component: plasma membrane. The coding region runs from base 143 to 1795 and encodes 550 amino acids. The record is from RefSeq and is a predicted model, not a curated record. NCBI's taxonomy places the organism in Eukaryota, Metazoa, Arthropoda, Insecta, Lepidoptera, Pieridae.
AAAGUUCAUCGAUCACCUCAGUCCUCAGUUCGCGAUCGACUGCGCGUGAGCGCAGUACUACGAGCUUUAUUUAGAUCAAACGCCGCGAUCUCAAACAAAGUAAAAAGUGUUCGUUAGUCGAGAUUAGAAUAAAACAGGCGACAUGGCUGCGUUUGGCAUGAGGCCGUGGUGUUUGGUCGCACUCCUUCUCAUCGUAUCCUGUACACACACAGAGGCCAAAAAUGUCACACACGAAGAUAUCCGAGACGCUAUGCUAUCACUCGUCCACCUCUUCCGUGUAUCAGAAAGCAAACUGGAUCGCCACGAAUUCCGAGAAAAGGCUCUUGGAGACCAGCUGAAGAAAAUGCUUAUUUCUUUAGAAAAGAAGCACAAAGCACUCGAGCCCUUAAAGGGGCUAAUUUCGCGUCUGGAUGAACGAGUCUACAACGUGGAAAGUCUAUUUAUACAGAAAGAGGAAAAAGAAAAGGCAAAGCAAGAAAAAACUCACGAAAUGUUGGAAGACAUACAGAAGUCAUUGCAAGCACUCACGGCUACAGUGAAUAAGAACUUGAAGGCAAACACAGCACCAGUAGACGUAGAAACGAAUCUAACCACCGAAGAUGACUCUAUAAGCAGGCGACUUGAUGCUACCGACGCUAAGUUGGAUGCUGUUAAACAAGAAAUUCAGGAUUUGAAGAACAGUUUGAAUAAGGACGCUCUUCGGGCUUUCUGCGUAGAAAUGGCAACUGACGUGAACCCCUUCGAGCGACACAUAACAGAGGCUGAGAAAUUACUGAACAAGUAUGAAUUGAAGCUGAACAAAUACAACGAAACGUCUUCCAAGAUACCAACAGACUUUGUGCCUUUGAGCGAGGUUACGCUUGCAGACGAGGCUUGGCACAACAAAAUGAGUGAAGUACUGGAGCGGCAAGAAGGUGAAAUAAAGAAGAUUCAACUGUUGCUGUCAAAUGCGGAGAGCAUGUGGAAGGAUCUGCCGCGACUUGCGGACAUCAAACGUGCGACCAAUGAUACUUUGGAAGCACUGGUCGCUGCACAGUCCAAUAUUACCGGCAAUGAAGAUAAUACUGUUAACAAAAUAACAACAAAAUUGCGUGAAAUGAGUGACCGCCUAGUGGCGACCAAUAAAGAUAUUCAACAAAGUCUAACUGAGAGUAACACAAUGAGCGAACGAGCCUACGAUGAUAUACAAAAGAGCUAUGACACUUUAAGAAACGAGGUACAAGCAUUCUCAAGGAACGAAAACGUAAUGCUACAAACCGCUGAUGAUGUGAUUGCCACUAAGAAACGUAUAGAAUACGGAGUAAAUAGAAUUUUGCUUGAAGUUGGAGAGAAUAUCAGAUUACAGGGCAGACUUCUAAAUAGCACGUUACUGAGCAGGGUCGAUGAAAUAGAGAAGCAUAUAAUGAACAACCAAACUAUGACUCUGGGCAAUAUCACAUCAAAGAUAGAGUCGGAUAUGUCGCAGGUUUGGCGCCAGAUCGGCAUCAUGUACGAGCAACUGACCGCCAGCAAGAAAUCUAUUGACAGAUUAUCUGAACAAACCGCGCAAUAUGUUAAUGGCAGCACAACGACAUUGGACGGAAUGAAAGAUAAGGUGGGCCUGAUAACGUCACGCGUGUCCGCAGUGGACGAUAACCUGAAUUAUUUGUUGGGACGCCUGUCCCUCGUGGUGCAGGAGUUUAGUCAGAUCAAAGCGGGCUUGAGUGACGCGCUCGAGAAGUCGCACGGCGAAUUGCAAAAGGUGCAAUCGAAGAUUGACGACAACGGCCCUGGUCCGCACGCUGCCGCCAAAUAAAACCUAACUAUAGUUAGCGAUAAUUAAUCAUAAACCAAAUUAAGGAAGAUCUAAUAAAAUUUAAUAACAUUAUCUGUAAGUUGACUGAAUUAUCUGUAAUAAAUUUUGUAUCUGUAA